Molecule: messenger RNA, 3991 nt
Organism: Manis pentadactyla (Chinese pangolin)
Lineage: Eukaryota; Metazoa; Chordata; Mammalia; Pholidota; Manidae
Gene: ZNF280C
Product: zinc finger protein 280C
Exons: 18
Coding region: 158-2302 (714 amino acids)
Biological process (GO): regulation of DNA-templated transcription
Molecular function (GO): DNA-binding transcription factor activity, RNA polymerase II-specific; RNA polymerase II cis-regulatory region sequence-specific DNA binding
Source: RefSeq, a predicted model, not a curated record
CUGCCGUCGUCUGAGGCGCUCACUCCGGAGCCGGGAGUUGCCGCGGCUGUCGCAGUCCCUGUGGCGGCGGCCGCACAGGGUUUUCGCGCUCCUCCCUUCUCUCCUCCUCUUCGUCGCAGUCAGGGUGACCUGCCCUGCUCUCGGUGACUGCAACCUGAUGGACGACGACAACCCUUUUCAACCAAAAAGUAACCCAAAAAUGGCAGACUUCUUCAUAGAAUGUGAAGAAGAUCUAGAUCCACAGCAAAAUAAAGUAGAAGAAAGUCGGAAUGAAAAUGAUGAUGAGCUGAUCCUUGUGGGAGAGAGAUUAAGUUCACAACCAGCUAUUUCCAGUGACGAUGAUGCAUUGAAGCCUACAACUCAACACCGCAAAGAUCCAGAAGCCAGGCCAGUGGCUUCCUUGUCUAGAAUUCAUCCUAAAUCUAAGUCUUCACAGGGCUCGGUUACUCCUCAGAGCAUGUCUAAACCUGAUUUUACAAAGAAUACAUUACAAGUUGAAUUGGAUGAUUCUUCAGAUUCAUUGUUUGACUCGACCCAGGUUUCAAUACCACUGACCCAACAGGAAUUGACUAUUUCUCCUGUAGAAGAUUUAGAAGAAACUCUGCCUACAGUCAAACCUUUUGUUGCUAAUGUAAGCCAUGCUAUUCUAAAAAUGCCAAAAACCAAUGAAAAUACUGACAUAAAUCCUUCCACUUCAUUGUCUUCAGCAAGCCGUCCUUCUGUGACAUAUUCCCAUGUAAUGGUAUCAAAAGGUACAAAUGUCUCCCCAUCAACUUACUAUAAAACUGAAGCGCUUUUUAGAAGAUCUUGUCCAAAGUGCAAUAUAAAGUUCAACCUUUUGGAUCCUUUGAAAUGUCACAUGAAGCGUUGUUGUCCAGACAUGAUAAAUAUGUUUUUGGAAAUUAUUAAAGCAGAAUUUUCAGUUAUUACUGAAAAUCAAAAUACUGGUGCAGAGAAAGGAAAAUUGAUCAUGACAGUUAGUGACUUUUACUAUGGAAAGCAUGAAGGAACUUUUGAUGAUGAAGAGAAGACUUAUACAACCUUUAAAUGCAUCAGUUGCUUGAAAGUUCUUAAAAAUAAUAUUAGGUUUAUGAACCACAUGAAUCACCAUUUGGAACUCGAGAGGCAGAACAGCGAAAUCUGGGGAAACCAAUCCACCUGCCAGCGCUGCUACCGUCAGUAUCCCACACCAUUCCACCUGCAGUGUCAUAUUGAGAGUACGCACACUCCCCAUGAGUUUCCGACUAUUUGUAAAAUCUGUGAAUUAUCAUUUCAAACAGAACAUAUGCUUUUACAACAUAUGAAGGACACUCAUAAACCUGGUGAAAUGCCAUAUAUUUGCCAGGUUUGCCAGUUUAGAUCAUCAUCAUUUUCUGAUGUAGACAGUCAUUUUAGAGCAUCCCAUGAAAACACUAAGAACUUGCUAUGUCCAUUUUGCCUCAAAGUUAGUAGAAUGGCAACCCCCUACAUGCAUCAUUACAUGAAGCAUCAGAAUAAAGGAGUUUAUCAUUGUUCAAAAUGCAGACUACAAUUUUUGACCUACAACGAGAAACUGGAUCACAAGACCCAGCAUCGGACAUUUAUAAAGCCUAAAGAACUAGAAGGAUUGCCUCCUGGUACAAAAGUUACUAUUCGAGCUUCCAUUGGACCUCUUCAUUCAGGACCACCACCUGCGUUUUCCAGUAGUGUUCCAAGCACUUCUUUUCAGAUCUCACCUUCAAAAUCUAGAAGUACAACUGUUACAAGUCCCACAAAGUCUAAAGCAAAUCAGUCUCAGACAAGUAAGCUUCCUGCCACUAUAUCCACUGCAGGUCAACUUAAUGCAAAUAAGCAAGGUAAAAGUACAUCUAAAUACAGAACAAAAACCUGUUACAAGUACAAGAAACAACGCAAGAGAAAGAAUAAAAUCAGCACAGCUUUGAAGAACUUAAGGUGUCCUCAGGGAGUUCACAGGUGCAUUGAGUGUCUUUCUAAAAUAAAAGAUUUUGCAAGCCACUUUUCAAUACGUAUGCACUGUAAUAUUUGCAAAUACAACACUAACUGUAACAAAGCCUUUGGAAAUCAUAUGAUGAGCUUUCAUGGCAACCAGACAAGGAAACGGGUCUGUAUUUUUAAGAAACAUUCUAGAGUUCUCAGGGGCAUUACUCUAGUGUGCCUUAAAUGUGAUUUUGUAGCUGAUUCUUCUGGUUUAGAUCGUAUGGCUAAGCACUUAAGUCGACGUAAAACUCAUACUUGCCAAGUUAUAAUAGAGAAUGUUCCUGCAAGUACCUCAACUUCUAAACCCACUUCAACCGCUUGUUGAAAUAGAUUCCUGCUCUAUGGAGCUCGUGAAACCUGGUGCAAGACAAGUUGGAAUUUCCUAAGUUCCAAGUUCUGAAGUAUUUUCUUACACAAAGGCAGUUUCCUAAGUUCAAAGUUCUGAAGUGUUUUCUCACACAAAGGUGGUUAAACAGCCAAGUUGAUGACACUAGCUCUCAUUAUUCAGCUCUUUUCAGCUUUCAGAUGGCACUAAAUUCUUAUUCCACCUUAUCUUUGUGGCAGGUUAACAUAUCUUAACAUAUGCUUUUUUCUCUAGUUGGCUCUCUCCAAAAUUAACUUUUGUUGCUAUGAUCUUUUCUUGCUUUGCCUAAAGUAAUUUGUGCUCUUCUCUGCUGUACUUGCCUUUAGAAUACUGCAUUCCAAAUGAUAUGGCUCUUCAUUUUUUUUGUCUGUUUUGUCUGGUUUCUUAAUUUCUUAUGUCUUACAUUUUUAGGUCAGAUAGCUGUCUUUUUCUUCAUUCUUUGUCUGUCAUUGUUCUAUUUUUCAUAUUUUUCAGAUGCAGAAGCAACACCGAAAUUUCAAAAUAUGUCCAGGGUACUCCUGGUCAGUGUCCCCCUUCGAUGGACACAACUGAUGCCUAUUCUCUCUUUCCAAGGAAUGUGAAUUAUUUGACUGUGAGACCUCCUCUAGGUUGUGGCCUUAAGAAAUCAGAUCUUGGGGAGACUCCCUUUCUUUUUUUUUUUUUUUUUUUUGAGACUCCCUUUCUUCAUGACUGGCCUCCCAUAAGGCUGAUACUAAUUUAGCCAGAGAUGACCUCAAGGCCCACCAAAUUGAGCACAGCUUCCCACUGUGGGCUUUGGUUCUUGAUAUUGUGCUUAUGAGUCAAUUCUGACCAAAAAAGCUAAUCAGAUCAGCGCUUCAACAUCCAAGUUGAAGUUUAAUCAUUUGGCUGCUGCCCUUUUAUCUUCCUCUAGCAUGCAUGCAGUCCAAGGAAUUAAGAACUGGUUGUGUAGGGAACCAAGGUUACUUUCAUAUUCUUGGGAAACAAGUUUCUAAAAUUACAGUUUAAAAGCUGCAAUUAUUUGUAAUGACAUUUGAAGUUUUAUCCAGUAUUAACCCUAGGAGUUUUCAGCAAUACUAGUCAAUUUUUUUUGUUUAAUUUUAUUAUCUUGGUCUUACGUUGUCCCCCACCAAACCUAUCAAUGUCCAUUUUGUUAUGUCCACUUAUAUCUCUCUCUUUAAAAUUCUUCUUUUGUGUUUGUUUUGUUUUGUUAAGAACUCAAGAAAUUCCUUAGAAUUCUCUACAAGUUCUCUACAAAUUUCACAUAGCUACCUAGUGGUAGCUUCUUAAUUUGAUAAUUGUUCAGACCAUUAGGGAAUAUUACAUCUUCUGUCUAUCUUGGGAUUAUCACUAAUAUCAUUUUAGUGAUUGUGAUUUAAGACAUAAAAAAUUGGCAAAAACACUUCCUACAGACCUUAAAAUUAGUCUUAAAUUUACAUUUCUGUAUGUCAAAUAUGUAUUAUCUUCCUAGCCAUUAAUGUAAUUCCUUUAGAUAAAGAUAAUAUAUUCAAAAAAUAUUGGGACCAAAAAAUGCACUUGUUUCUUGCCCAUAUAUAUAUAUAUAGAUGCAUAUUUUUUUUAAUUUUGUGUUUUUUUAUUUUGUUUACAUUGAAUAUAGAUUUGCUGAACAGUUUUGAUGUUAUUACUUAUUUUUUUAAUAAAAUUUGUAUU